AUAAUAAAAUAUACAUGAGUAAUAAAUUUGACGAUGUUUCAACGAGUUUACUGUAGAGUGUGCUAAUGCAUCAAUAAAAAUAAAUUAUCUUAUCAUUAAUUCAUUUUAGAAGUGUCAUUAAUAAAUUAAUAUCAUUUAUUGCUAAAAAAAAAAAAAAACAUGGCAACACGAUUAACAUCUUUGCCUUUAGUAUCUAAAAUCACAAAUAAGAUUAUUCGGAUUCUUGGAUGUAAUCCUGGUCCUAUGACUCUUCAAGGCACAAAUACAUAUCUUAUUGGUUCAGGAACAAGGCGUGCAUUAAUUGACACAGGAGAUGCAGAAACAUCAGCUGAGUAUAUCAAAUUAUUAAAAAAUGUACUCACAGAAGAAAAUGCAACAAUAGAGCAUGUAAUAGUUACACAUUGGCAUCAUGAUCACAUUGGUGGUGUAAAUUCUGUUAAAGAAUUAUUAACAACAUCAAAUUCUAAUGGUGAUCCACCAACAAUAUGGAAACUACCUACGUAUGAAAAUCAUCAAGAAAUAUCAGAUCUUACUAAGCAAUGUAACUCUUUAAAAGAUGAACAAAUAAUUGAAGUAGAAGGAGCAAAAAUACAAGUAAAACAUACACCUGGUCAUACAACAGAUCAUGCAUGUUUAUUAUUAAAAGAUGAACAAAGUUUAUUUAGCGGUGAUUGCAUCUUGGGCGAAGGUACUGCUGUAUUUGAAGAUUUGUAUGAUUAUAUGAUUUCUUUGGACAAAAUUUUGAAUAUGAAACCAUCUGUAAUUUAUCCUGGUCAUGGCCCUGUAAUAGAAGAUCCUGUUCCACGAAUUCAAUAUUAUAUUCAACAUCGACAACAAAGAGAGAAACAAAUUUUAAAUGCUUUAAAAGAAAAUAGCAAUUCUAGCUUUAUGUCAGAAAUGGAUAUUGUAGAAAUUAUAUAUAAGGAUACUCCAAAGAAUCUAUGGCCUGCAGCAGCUCAUAAUGUGAUGCAUCAUUUACAAAAAUUACUUAAAGAAACAAAAGUAAUAGGCAAAGAGGGUGAAUGGAAAAUCUCAGAAAACAUAGUUUGAUACAUAAUAACACAAGCAUUUAAUCAUAAAUAUUGUAAAUAAUGUAUUACCUAUAAUAUAAAAUUUGUAUAUAUUAAGAAGA
Molecule: messenger RNA, 1132 nt
Organism: Polistes dominula (European paper wasp)
Lineage: Eukaryota; Metazoa; Arthropoda; Insecta; Hymenoptera; Vespidae
Product: endoribonuclease LACTB2
Cellular component (GO): mitochondrial matrix
Molecular function (GO): single-stranded RNA binding; RNA endonuclease activity
Source: RefSeq, a predicted model, not a curated record